Messenger RNA from Emericellopsis atlantica, 1302 nucleotides. Its product is annotated as UreD urease accessory protein. Lineage: Eukaryota; Fungi; Ascomycota; Sordariomycetes; Hypocreales; Bionectriaceae. The record is from RefSeq and is a predicted model, not a curated record. Gene Ontology annotation, molecular function: nickel cation binding. The coding region runs from base 177 to 1166 and encodes 329 amino acids. The transcript has a single exon.
CGUUCAUCGCAUACAGACCCAAUGCCGUGUCCAAGAAUUGGUGAUCGAGUCUCGGGACUCAAUUGUCUCGAGACAGGUGUAUGGCAGCAUUCCGCUGUGGGCUGACUUGAAAGCGAGCGAUCAGUCGCGAAGUAGAGCCGAUUCGCACACCCAUCACUGGACCGUUAUCCUCCAGCAUGGGCUCACCAUUUCCCACCUCCAUCUCCAAAGUUGGCGAGGGACACAUUGUCGUCAGCCCCCUGCCUUCGGGCGGCAAUGGGCUUGAGAGCAUCAGAUAUCAGUACCCACUGAAGCUGAUCUCACCGACACCAUCUGUGCACCAGAAAAGCGUGCUGGUCUUCCUUCUCUCUUACGGGGGUGGUCUCGUGGGAGGUGACCACAUCAACCUCGACGUCGAUGUGCGGGCUGGCGCCCUGCUGAGCGUGGUCACCCAAGGUCAUACGAAGAUCUUCAAGUCGGCGUCGCCAGACAUUGUGACGAGUCAGAACCUCAAUGUUCGGGUCCAAGAUGACGCUUCAUUGUGUCUCCUGCCAGAUCCCGUCCAGCCCUUUGCGGACAGUGUCUACACGCAGAAGCAGAUAUUCACAGUAACGCCUACGUCGACAUUAUGCUUCCUGGACUGGGUAACGCAAGGACGGACAGCUCGUGGAGAGAACUGGAGCUUUGUCUCCUGGAAAGGCUGCAAUGAGGUGUGGCUGGCUGGUCACAGUCCAGACGCGAAACCAAGGCUCCUCGUGAGAGAUACUGUUCUCCUGUCGAGCCCGGACAGCGUCGUACUGGGGCGACCCUUGAGAGACGCCAUGCAUCAAAUGGCCGUCUUUGGCACUCUUAUCCUGCGCGGACCCAAGGUGCAGCGCUUGGCGGACUUUUUCAUGGCAGAGUUUGCCGCUUUGCCAAGGCUAGGGGCUCGUGACUUUCGUACCAUUGAGGACCAAGCGAAAGAAGACGGCCAACUGUCAGAGUUGGAACGAUGGCGAGCACAGAGGAUCAGGAUGGAGAGGGCGCAGGGGAUACUAUGGUCAGCGGCCCAUGUUCGAAGCUGCGUCAUAGUCAAGCUCGGCGCCAUGACGGUAGAAGGCGGGCGAGAAUGGGUUGGAGCGAUGCUCUCGAAAGAAGGCAGUGUAGAAGAGCACUUUGGAGAGGAAGCACUCAUGUGCGUCAAGUAGCUGCGUAUAAAUUGAUUUACUGCUGUUCUCCUUGUCGUUCAUGUCUUUCAUGCCAGGCAUACAGUAGGUGGGGCGCCUCAAGGGCGGCCUCGCUUCGGACCCCACCAUGGAAUCCAAAAAAGUUCGAGAUCCCAGU